Molecule: messenger RNA, 6144 nt
Organism: Kalmanozyma brasiliensis GHG001
Lineage: Eukaryota; Fungi; Basidiomycota; Ustilaginomycetes; Ustilaginales
Product: SNF5/SMARCB1/INI1
Exons: 1
Coding region: 1-6144 (2047 amino acids)
Biological process (GO): chromatin remodeling; regulation of transcription by RNA polymerase II
Cellular component (GO): nuclear chromosome; SWI/SNF complex; nucleus
Molecular function (GO): transcription coregulator activity; zinc ion binding
Source: RefSeq, a predicted model, not a curated record
AUGGAUCCCAACAUGUUCGGCAACAACUUUGCCGGCAUGUUCGGCCAGCAGCAACCGCAGCCUAAUGCAGGUGGCGGUGGCAGCGGCAUGGACACCAACAACAUGGGCGGCAUCAACCCUGCCAUGUUCGGUGGCAUCGACCUCAGCACCUUGCAGAACAACCCACAGCUGGCUGCCGCGCUACUUCAACAGCAACAACAGGCUCAACAACAGCAGCAACAGCAACAGCAACAGCAACCAUCGCAACCCAGCACACCACAGCAGGCGCGCUUCAACCCGGGCAUGUUCAACCCGGCCAUGAUGGGACUCGACCAGAACAAUCCUGGCGGCGCAGCCUUCAACAUGCAGGCUCUUCAGCGUGCAGCUGCAGCUGGCGGCGGCAACAAUCCUUUGGCUUCCUUCAACCCGCAGAUGCUAUUGCAACAGCAACAACAGCUCCAGCAACAGCAGCAGCAGCAACAGCGUCAAGGCACACCACAGCAGCAACAGAGCGGCCAAGCGUCACGGUGGCCUCCACAGCAACAACAGCAGCAGCAGCCGCAGCAGCAACAGCAGAUGCAACAGAACUUGCUCGCUCAGCUGCAGAACGGCGGAGGUGGUAUGUUCAACAACUUUGGCCAGAUGGGACAACAGCAGCAGCAACCUCCGCAACAGCAGCAGCAGCAACCUCAGCAGCAGCAGUUCGGAAAUGGUCAGUUCAACCCCGCCGCUUUGAUGAAUCCACAGAUGAUGGCCAUGUUCCAGCAGAACCCUAUGCAGGCUAUGCAAGCGAUGCAGGCGCUCGGUCAGCUCAACCCGGGAGCCUUCCCUCCCGGCGCUUUCAAUCAGCUCAUGAUGCAACAGCAACAACAACAACAGCAACAGAAUCAGGCCGGCGGCUCGACACAACAGGGCCAAUUCCCUGGUAUGUUUCAGCAGGGUCAAAAUGGAAACAUGGGCGGCAUGAUGGAUCCCGCUGCGUUGAUGGGGGGCAUGUCGAAUCAGCAACAGCAGCAGCAGCAGCAGCAGCAGCAGCAGCAGCCCAAUAUGUUCCCCGGGGGCACUCCUGCUGCUGGCACUUCGCCGAUCAGACAGACCUCUGCGCUUCCACAAGGCCAGCCACCAAACGGUCUCCCAGCGUAUCUGCAGGCCAGCAACCAGAAUGCGAUGCAGGCAGCUCAGUCCUCUCCUGCCUCUUCGCAUCAGCAGCCUGGCACCCCUCAGACUCAACAGCAGCAGCUCAACGCUGGCAACGGCCCCGUGCCUUCCACUCCCACGACCGCGACUAAGCCCAAGGCGCCGCGAAAGAAGUCUGAAAAGAAGACCACUGCCAAGUCGCAGCAAGCGCCGAACCAGACCCCGGUCAUGCAGGCCGCGAACGCCUCUGGGACCCAAAGCAUGCAGCCAUCUCCUAGCGCUUCGUCAAUAGCUGGCAUCCAGGGUGCUUCCCUCCCUGGCAGCGCUUUCGAACGCUCGCGGAGUCACACACGGUCGCCAAGUCUCUCAGUUGGGGGCCAAGGUACACCAGCGCAGAUGCACACCCUGCCCCCUGGGAUGCAAAGCAUGCCGCAGCAACAGCAGCAGCAGCCACAGCAGCAGCCACAGCAGAUGCCACCGCAGAUGCCACCGCAGAUGGUGAUGCCGGGACAGCAGGGACAGCCAGGUCAACCGGGUCAAGCACCGCAACAGCAGGUGGUCCCACCCAAUUGGAUGCCGAGUCUGAACCCGCAGCAGCAGUCCGCUGUCUUGCAAAGAGCGCUCGCCCUCGCCAAAGCGCAGGAAGGCUCCGGUCUCACCCCAGUGCACACGCUCAUGCAAAUGGGCUAUCUCUUCCUCAAAGCUUCAAGUUUGCCCGGCGGUUCUCACCCGUCGAUGAUGCCAAACGGCGGCAUGGUGCUUACCAUCAACGAAGCACGUGGAAUUGGUCUCAUUCCCCAACAAGGCGGGCAACCAGGCGGUCCCUCGGCUCCGAACGUGCCAGGUCAGCAACAGCAGCAGCAACCUCAGCGACAGCCUUCGUUAGGUGCCAUGCAGCCUCAGCCUCCCCAACAGCAACAGCAGCAAUCACAGCAGCAACCUGGGUUCGGCGCUCCGCCAUUGACGCCUCAGCAGCAGCAGCAACAGCAAAUGAUGCUCGCGAUGCAACAGCAGCAACAGCAGAUGCAGCAGCAACACCAAAUGCACCAACAGCAGGCCCCUCUCGUUGCACCUCAGCUCGGUCAUCCACACGGACAGCGUCCAAGCACACCAGCGGGUCAACACGCCUCUCCCUCGAGCAUGCGUGCGCCUUCGCCCAUGGGUCCGGUCGGAGCCACUUCCAGCCCAGGCAUGGCCAACAAGCCGCGACCACGCCAGCCAAGUCUCGCUUUGAGCGCAUCUGGUCGUCCAGACUCUCGCGGCGGACCUGUGCCGCCCGGAUUCCAGCAAGGGGGGCCGCAAGGUCUGAUGGCACCCCCUCCUGCUCCAGGGCAACUCCCUCCAGGGAUGCAGCCUGGUAUGGCGAUGCCGCCUGGCAUGGUACAAGGACCGGGUGGUCAACUGCCCCCAGGCUUUGGACCUCCCAGUGGAGCUCAAAUGGGCCCAGACGCGACGCCUCCCAUGCUGAAGCAGCAAGGGCGACGUCCCUCGAUGGCGCAAGAUCCAUCCCUUGCCGCUACGCCAGACCAUAGGAGACCUCCAAUCGCUGGCUCUGCUCCUCCCGGCAUGGAAGGUAUCGCAGCUUCGACGCCGGAUCCCAUGAUGAUGGCUGCAGCAAGUGCCGCGGCCGGGCAGCCGUCGGCGCAGGCGCAGCUCAUUGGCAGCUUUGGCGGUGUCGCACCCACCCUUAAGGGGCGCAAGGUUUCUCAAGUCGGCGCAGCAGGUCUUUCCGUUGCUCCAGCCGUGCCCGGUGUUGUGGCGCAGCCUGGCGUUCCGACGACGAGCGAAGCACCCGCUGCUCAAGACGCGGCAGCGGACGCCACUGUUGCCACUGGCAAGCCUACCACGCUGGCCGGCAGUACUCCCGCUUUCGCCCACACUGUGCCCUCAAACUUGGCCGACAUGCCAAUGCUGCUGGGUGGACCUGCGCCCAAAGAGUCGGCGGUUGGCACACCCAUUACGCAUUUCAAUACCCGUGUCACCAAGCUCGACGAUGCUAUGCGGCCUCAACAAGCAGCCGAUGCCAAAGACGACGGGCCCGACUCCGAGGCCAACAAGACGGACGAGCCAGUGUGGACGCCGCUCACCACGGAUCAAGAGACCGAGCUGGCUGGCAUCAUGAAGCGUGAUCUGGAAUACGAGAAGCUCUUCCGACAGCAGCAGCACGACAUGGAAAGGUCGCUCAAGGAUCGCAUCGACAGGGUCAGACCACCGCGCAGGAAGGCAACGGAUGGCAGCAUCACCAGGCCGAAACCGGUGGCAUGGUGGGAGCGUCCUGAAGAGGAAGACACCUCCGGUUUGGCGCGCGACGCGUUCCGACCCUUCGGCGUGCUCUUCCCCAACCAAAAACGAGCGGAGCUCGACCAGGGCCACCGCGGACACCGACCUCACAUUCCACUCAAGCGCUCGCUCAUGGAGAUGGUCUCGCAACAGGGCGAAGAUCUGGUCCCGAUCAGACUCGAGAUUGAUCACGAGCACUGGAGGCUACGGGACACGUUCACCUGGAACGCGCAAGACUCUCACAUCAACGUCGAAGCGUUUGCCGUGUCGAUUUGCGAGGACAUCGGACUGCCGGCGUCCGUGUUUGUUCCACAAAUCAAGGAACAGAUCAACACGCAGAUCCUUGAUCACCAGACCACCAGCGCCUUCAAGGCCAAGCCCACGUUCGAUUUCGGCCUCGACACGAAGGAAGGCAAGGGCUCGCUGGAGGAUGACGAUCUCCUUUGGUGGUCCAAGUGGCGAAGCAAGGUCGACUGCGUGCCCUUUGGUGUCAAGCCAUCUGCGGCUGCGACCGAAGCAGGAGCCGACGGCACUGACGCUGACGUCGCUAUGCACGUGGAGGACAACAGCAGCGAAGAGGACGAUGCGCGAUCGGAACCUCCCGAGAUCGUCGACACGACCCCGGCUGAAGAGCUGCGCAUGAUGAUCAAGCUCGACAUCACGGUGGGUGCGAUGAAUCUGGUCGAUCAAUUCGAGUGGGACGCCAACGAGACGGACCCUAUGGCCGCCGAGAAGUUUGCCGAGGCCUUUGCCACUGAUCUCGGCCUUGCUGGCGAGUUCAAGACGGCGAUUGCACACUCGAUCCGAGAGCAAGUGUCGGUACACGUCAAGUCGCUCGCAAUGACGGGUCACACCUUUGACGGCCGACCGAUUGCCGAUGAAGAGCUGCGUGCUGCUUUCCUCGGUCCCGUCAGCAAGUCCAACCUGUCGAGGGGCGAGAUCGAGUCGUAUCACUUUACGCCUCGCCUGCUCCAGCUCACCGAAGCCGAGAUCGAUCGUCUGGACCGCGAGCGCGAGCGCGAGGCACGCCGAAAGCGUCGUCAGACUCGUGGUCGUCGCGGCAUCAACCUGCCCGACCGCGAUCCCCAAAAGACGCAACGCACGCCAGCUGUAUUUGGCAUCCAGACGGCACAACCCGAUGCCGCCAAUGCGCUUCAGAACGCUAAUGGUCUCAGCGAUCGAUACGGUGGCAUGUCGACGCGCCGAGCAGCAGCUGCAGCCGCCAACGCAUCAAUCGCACCAUCGCAGGCUCAUGACCUGGACACGCCCACACCGGGUCCCGAGGGACUUGGUCUGCCUGAUCGCAAGAAGCCCAAGGUCAACCACCACGCCAUCCACUUCGACUUUCCCGGUGGUCUGGGUCGCGAUUCAGACCCUGGCGGACCCAAGUUUGCCCCUGAGUACACGGAGGAAGAAGCCAAGAAGCGUGCUCGUUCGCCCGAGAACCAGGCGACUGGCUCGCAGGCAGAGAAGCAAGCUCCCAAGCUGGUCUCGCUCUCAUACGCGCAGCGCAACAACGUGCGUCCCGAGGACUUGGAGCGACAACAUCCCAACUUCCACGAGGGCAUGUGGCACUGUUCGAAUUGCGGCAUUCCUGGCACACUGGCGCCAGGUCGACGAAAGGGACCUCUGGGCGACAAGUCGCUGUGUGGGCCAUGCGGCAAAUACUACCACCGUCACCGCAAGGUCAUCUUCUUGGAGUACACGCGCGAUCCGCUGGUCCACUUGAAGCAGCAGCAGACGCUGAACCGCAAGAUGGGCAUCUCGAACCCGGUCAUCGACACUGCGCUGCUCAACGCGCUGGGAGAACAGGAGGACUCGACGGAGCCCGCGAGCGCUGCCGACACGCCCAAGGCGGGCGGAGACGACUCGAUGGGCGUGGAUGGCAACGGGGUGCGACGAAGAGGCCGACCCCCGGCGUCGUCACGUGGGGUGAGCCGCGGUGAUGGCGGCGAUCAUUCCGACGAGGAUCUGCCGUUCGAGAUGGUAGGAAGCCCGGACGACAGCGACUCGUCUUCGAGAUCGAGCAGUCCCGAGCCAGGGCCGCGAUCUCGCAAGUCGGCGUCGCAGUCGGUUGUCAAUGAGGAGACCCCUCAGCCUGUACGACGAGCAGCAGCCGAGAGUGCGCGCGACAAGGUGACAGCCGCUUUUGCUUCGGCUGAAGCUGGCACGGAAGCGGGAGCGGCUGCGGCACCGCCGAUGGCGGCCAACGACGAAGCAGACGUCAAGAAGGAAGCGGACGUUGCGGGCGAAGCCAGCACUGACACCGUCGACACAUCUGCGUCUGCGCUCGGCAACGCUCCCUCUGCUGCUGCGGUAGUCAUGGCCGGCUCGCCGUCCGCUCAGUCGGCUGCUGCCGGUACACCGACCAUGUCGAACGCCUCGCCGCGCAUGGCAGCCAUCCCAGGCGCUACGCCUCCCGACUGGCUCAGCCAGUCAGGCGCCGCGCUGAAAGCUCGCUACCCGAACGACCGGUUCGAGAUUCAGCAACGACCCCGUCCCGCCGGCGUGCCACCCCCGCCCCAACCCGAGUGGCGAGUCCGCUGUCUCGACUGCCCAGGCAAGCUGUACACGCCCGGACCGGGAGAGAGUCUCAACAACUUUGAGAUUCAUCUGCGCAACCGUCUGCACCGAGCCAACGUCAACAAGCGGGUGUACGGCAACUCGGGUCCGCCCGCCACAGCAUCGCCCGGCGCAGGUGGUUCGCCACAUAAGAGCCCGAGCGUCCCACAUGCACCGGCACCCUGA